AUGACACCAAAGCUCGAAGCUAAAUACGGAAAAAGAAAUCCUACCAGUAGCAGACGCUCAUCAAUAAAAGUGACUCCAGCCAAACUGUAUUCAGGAACCAUCUCCAACAAGACUUUUAUUGAAGGUAAAAAUCUUGGUCAAGAUGUCAACGAUGAUACACUUUUAUAUUCGACAUUUCACACGGAAGUUAUUCUAUCUUGCUUCCCUACUCUACCAACAAGAGCAGAACACAAUUCUCCACAAGUGUCGUUAUGGUCCAAACUUCUGCUUUUGGUGGGUGUUGAUAUUCCUAAUAUCAGCUAUAUUUACCACAUUGGUAUUGCAGACUCUCUUUUAGAGUAUGUUCAACAAAGUGGUAGAACUGGCCGUAACGUUAAUUCGGUAUCCGAGGUUGCCUGUACCAUAUACACAACAACAGCAGCCUAUGAAUCACUGCGUCAACUUCGCUUGGGUUCUGCUAAGCUUAGUGACGAGCAAAGCGUAAGACGUAGUAUUCAGAGUGUGAUUAAUUAUUGCGAGCCCACAUAA
Mycotypha africana is the source of this 528-nucleotide messenger RNA. RefSeq lists its product as uncharacterized. The coding region runs from base 1 to 528 and encodes 175 amino acids. The transcript is spliced from 4 exons. NCBI's taxonomy places the organism in Eukaryota, Fungi, Mucoromycota, Mucoromycetes, Mucorales, Mycotyphaceae. The record is from RefSeq and is a predicted model, not a curated record.